This is a messenger RNA of Mizuhopecten yessoensis (Yesso scallop), 2037 nucleotides long. Its product is annotated as probable serine/threonine-protein kinase kinX. The coding region runs from base 632 to 2026 and encodes 464 amino acids. Lineage: Eukaryota; Metazoa; Mollusca; Bivalvia; Pectinida; Pectinidae. The record is from RefSeq and is a predicted model, not a curated record. The transcript has 11 exons.
UAUAGGAUUAUUGGUUCUUCAUUUGUGCGUUACCUGUAAUCCCUCUUACCUGUCGCCGUCCGUCAGUUAUUGACCAAAGGUAAAUGGUGUAAGUCAACCAGACAACACCAUAAUACAUGCCAAUAACACAUGAACGAGUGUAAUUAAAGUUCACUACAACACAGUGGAAAGUAAGGGUCGGCUGCCGGACCGGAAUAGGUGAAAAUAAAUGGACUAAUGACAACGCAUUCGACGUGUACGGGCAGUCCAUUCUAAAACAGUAACACGUUCACCUUUCCAUUGUGUGAUUCGGUUGAGUGAUUUUACAUACUACCAUUGGGAGUUGCUGUUAAUGACUAUUCUAUCAAACAUUGCCAAUACACCUGGCCGAAGCAAGGCAAUCUUUCUGCACGUACGGCCUGUUGGUUUGUGAAUGAGAGCAGGAAAAACACCUAGACUUGUGACUCGAGCAACACCUACAUGUCCAACCAUUUGAGGCCGAGUACGAAUAAACCACGAUAAAACGCUACCAAAUAUUCGAACUAAUAUGGUUUUAUGUGCUCAAGGCAAAUAAUAAAGGCUUUGGAACUAGUAUCGGGACCAAAACGGAGUCUACUAGUGGAUAUUCAUAGACGACCGUUAAUCCUCACUGAUGGAGGAGGCGAAGGACUUUACCCGGCAACAGAACCAGAAUAACGAAGAGUCCAAUAAUGAAAAUAAAGAAUAUAAACGGAAACGACGAAGGAGGUCUGAGAGGAGGAAACAGUCAUCGAACGGGUCCGAGGAGAAUCGGAACGAGGAUUUUCCUGAGAAGCACACAAUUGACGUAGAGGAAUUGAGGAAGAGGAUCUCCGAAGAUCCGGAACAAGGCACAGACAACAAUGGCCCCCAAGAGGAAAAAUCAGCCAUUGCUAGGCUCCGGCGGCGGGAGAAAAGGACGAGUCGUGCGUUCGACACCUUGUCAGAAUGUCGGAAGAUGUUCCGCCAAGAGAUGGCGCUGCUAGGAAAGGAGGUAGAGCAGUUCCGAACCAUAUGUCAAAACCAGAUUUCCAAGUACAAGCUACUGGUGUUAGAGCAGAAAGACAGACAUCAGAACCAGAGAGAGGAGAGGGACGGCGACACAUCCGAACACAGCAGUCUGUCCAGGACGGUGUCCGCCGAGUCUGGAGACCGGGCCUGGGAGGACAUGCUGUCCCUUCUACAGGUCGACAUGGAUUUUCUCAGUCGGAAACAGGCAGUCCUGGACAAGGAACAACAGAUGUUGGACAAGGAGGAGUCCCUAGCACAACGGCAGAAAGAUCUAGAGGAGUAUGAAAAGGAGAUCAACGAGAUAGAACGGAUGUUGGACAGACGACAGAACUUGUCUAAUAAGCGCCAGAGGGACCUAGCUUGUCUGGAUGACGAGCUUCUGGUUCUGAAGAGCGAUAUCAACACAGCCAAAGACGAGUUGGAGAACAAAGGAAUCGACACAGAGGUGGCUUCUGAGCGGGCCAGACACAACUGGGACAUUGUACGGAAGAACCUGUUCGAAAAGCAAACAUUUCUGGAGAACACGGUACAGAAGUACCGGACCGAUCUGGCCACGGCUCAGUCCAACAUUACCAGCAAAGACAUCCUCCUGGUCAAACAACAGCAAGAGAUUGCUGAUUUAAAGGAUGAGGUAGACAAAAAAACUGUUAAAAUGCACCAGUUAGAAACACAGUUGACGUUUACACUGGAAGAAGCCAGAUGUUUAGAGAAAAAAUUCCAUCAAAUGUUACUUCAGAGUGAGUCUUCUCUCAUCUUAAACAAUAACCUCCUUGAGCCGAGUCCAUCAACAACUCCACAAAAACGUUUGUUAAAGCGAGAAUCAUCAAGGUCACUGCUACACCGCGAGUCUCAUUCUCCAAGUUCAACAGAUCGACAUCGAUCGGAGGACACAAAGGCUACCAACUCUAACAGAGUGGUGCGACAUCACCCAGACUCUACUCAAAAUAACUUCGAAUCUGAACAGGAUGCCAGGUCUGCAAUUCUGAGCGGCAAAAGUGCGUCAUGUGUUGUUAUGUAGUAUAACGAGGA